Molecule: messenger RNA, 852 nt
Organism: Ascochyta rabiei
Lineage: Eukaryota; Fungi; Ascomycota; Dothideomycetes; Pleosporales; Didymellaceae
Product: Histone chaperone asf1
Exons: 4
Coding region: 1-852 (283 amino acids)
Biological process (GO): nucleosome disassembly; DNA replication-dependent chromatin assembly; nucleosome assembly
Cellular component (GO): nucleus
Molecular function (GO): histone binding
Source: RefSeq, a predicted model, not a curated record
AUGUCUGUCGUCUCGCUUCUCGGGGUCGAGGUCAAGAACAACCCCGCACAGUUCGACGCGCCGUACGAGUUUGAGAUCACGUUCGAAUGCCUUGAACAACUGCAGAAAGAUCUCGAAUGGAAGCUGACUUACGUCGGCUCUGCCACCUCUAACGAAUACGACCAAGAACUCGAUUCUGUCCUCGUUGGCCCGUUGCCUGUGGGCGUGAACAAGUUCGUCUUCCGCGCCGACCCUCCGGAUCUAUCGCGCAUUCCCAACAGUGAGAUCAUCGGCGUCACAGUCAUUCUGCUUAGCUGCAGUUAUGAAGACCGCGAGUUCGUUCGCGUAGGAUACUACGUCAAUAACGAGUAUGUGGAUGAGGCACUGGCCCUGGAGCCUCCAGCAAAGCCUGUCAUCGAGAAGGUACAAAGGCAGAUCCUGGCUGAGAAGCCGCGUGUGACGCGCUUCGCCAUCAAGUGGGAUUCCGAGGAGUCUGCUCCACCAGAGUUCCCCCCCGAGCAGCCUGAGGCCGACCUGAACGCCGAUGGCGACCAAUACGGACUCGAGGAGGAAGAGGAAGAGGAAGAGGAAGAGGCCGAGGGUGCUGUUGUGGAGGGAGACGACGAGGCCAUGGCUGGUGGUGAAGAAACUGCAGGCCCUGCAGUCGAGGAAGAAGGUGAGGACUCGGACGCUGGCAGCGAGGACAUCGAUAUCGAAGACUCUGAAGGCGAUGAGGAGGAGGAGGAGGAAGUCGGUGACGACGAUAUGGAGAUGGACGACGGUGAGCCAAGCACGUCCAACGGGGACAAACAAGCUCAACAACAGCCCGGGAGUGUACAGCAGCAGCAUGGCGCAGAUGUAAUGGUUCACUAG